CCGCCCCCCGCCGACCCGCUGCGCCAGGCCAGCCGGCUGCCCAUCCGCGUGCUGAAGAUGCUCAGCGCCCACAGCGGCCACCUCCUGCACCCCGAGUACCUCCAGCCGCUCUCCUCCACGCCCGUGAGCCCCAUCGAGCUGGACGCCAAGAAGAGCCCGCUGGCGCUGCUGGCGCAGACCUGCUCACAGAUCGGCAAGCCGGACCCGCCGCCCUCCUCCAAGCUCAACGCCGUGGCCGCCGCCACCGCCGCCGCCACCGCGCUGCCCGCCGCCGACAAGGACCCCGCCGCCCGUCCCGCCGCCGCCAGCAGCGCCAAGCCGCCGGGCGACGCGGCGCCCGAGGACAAGUCAAGCUUCAAGCCGUACUCCAAGGGCGGCGGCGAGGCGCGCAAGGAGGGCGCCGCGGACAAGGCCGGCUUUCGGGUGCCCGCCGCCGCCUGCCAGCCGUUCCCCCCGCACGCCGCCGCCGCCGCCUCGCCGGGCGCCUCGCCACAGCACGCCGAGCCCAAGGGCACCGACGACAAGAAGGAGGCCGAGGCGGGCAAGGGCGGCGCGGAGGGGCCGGCCGGCGAGCCGCCGGCGUCGGGCCGCAAGUCGGAGCCGCCCAGCCUGCCGCAGCCCGGCGGCCACGUGGCGCCCGUGUCGCCCUACAAGCCGGGCCACUCCGUCUUCCCGCUGCCGCCUUCCAGCAUCGGCUACCACGGCUCCAUCGUGGGCGCCUACACUGGCUACCCGUCGCAGUUCGUGCCCGCGCUGGAGCCCGGCAAGCCGCCGCUCAUGGGCGGCCAGCUGCCCGGCCCGCUGGGGCUGCCGGGCAAGGCGGCGAGCUCGAGCCCGCUGACGGGCGCCUCGCCGCCCUCCUUCAUGCAGGGACUCUGCCGGGACCCCUAUUGCCUGAGCUACCACGGCGCCGCCUCGGCGCUCGGCUCGGGCGGCUGCUCCAGCUGCGCGCACGACAGCGGCGGCCUCAAGAGCGGCUACCCGCUCGUGUACCCCGCGGCGCCGCUGCACUCCGUGCACACCACGCUCUCCUCGAGCGCCUCGGCCAGCCUGCCCGGCCACCCGCUCUACACGUACGGCUUCAUGCUGCAGAACGAGCCCCUGCCGCACAUAUGCAACUGGGUGGCGGCGAGCGGACCGUGCGACAAGCGCUUCGCCACCUCCGACGAGCUGCUCGCCCACCUACGGACCCACACGGCCCUGCCGGGCGCCGAGAAACUCUUGGCGGGUUACGCGGCGGCGGCGGCGCCGUCGGCACUCGCCGCCGGAGCCUCGUGCCACCUGCACUUGCCGCCCGCCGGCCCCGGCAGCCCCACCACGCUCGCCGGGUCGCUCUCCUUGCGGAGCCCACACACUUUGGGACUCAACCGGUACCAUCCAUACGGCAAGAGCCACUUGCCGGCGCCCGGCGCGCUGCCCGUGCCCUCCUUGCCCGCUGCCGGACCUUACUACUCGCCGUACGCACUCUACGGCCAAAGACUCACGUCAGCCUCCGCACUCGGAUACCAGUAGCCGCAGCCUCUUCCGCAGCCACCGCCAGCCCGGGGGGCUCUGUAUUUAUUUACUGUAUGUUUAGCUUAACGCUGGGAAUAUAAGUGCAUUAACACCCCCA
Molecule: messenger RNA, 1612 nt
Organism: Nothoprocta perdicaria
Lineage: Eukaryota; Metazoa; Chordata; Aves; Tinamiformes; Tinamidae
Gene: ZNF703
Product: zinc finger protein 703
Exons: 2
Biological process (GO): negative regulation of DNA-templated transcription
Cellular component (GO): nucleus
Source: RefSeq, a predicted model, not a curated record